This is a messenger RNA of Wasmannia auropunctata (little fire ant), 2319 nucleotides long. Its product is annotated as syntenin-1-like. The record is from RefSeq and is a predicted model, not a curated record. Lineage: Eukaryota; Metazoa; Arthropoda; Insecta; Hymenoptera; Formicidae. Gene Ontology annotation, cellular component: cytoplasm; plasma membrane. The transcript is spliced from 8 exons. Gene Ontology annotation, molecular function: protein binding. The coding region runs from base 182 to 1099 and encodes 305 amino acids.
AGCAGGAGGUGGUCCGCGACGGUGUGUGCGUGUGCUGACAGUUUGCGGCAGGAAGGAAUUUUGCCAGGAUUAACCGAGACCUCGACCAACUCGUGUUGACAGUUUCCUUAAAUUUACGCAGCAGCGGUACACCAAAACCUUCGACUGACGUCCGUUGAGUAAUUAAUAAAAAACUCUCAAAAUGUCUCUUUAUCCUACACUGGAAGAUAUGAAAGUGGAUCAUAUGAUGAAGGCUCAGCUGCAAGCCGAAUCACAAUAUGUCCCUUCGGUACCGAUCGAAUCCGUGGCACCCUCGGCUCCGACUUACGUUCCUUCCGCACCCAAUAUGCUGUAUCCAUCCUUGGGAGAUUACAUGGGUCUCGAGUUGAACGAAGAGACCAUUGCGCAAAAUAUGCCCGAAUAUGCGCUCGCUACACGUCAAAAUGCGAAUGAUGUAGCUCUUACUUCAACAAACGUAAGCAGCCCAUUAUCAGGGAUGAUCGCUCCUUUGUCAGGAGGAUCCAUGGCUUUGCAGAAAGCUUAUGUAACAAAUGGUAUCAGAGAGUUGACACUUUGUAAGGAUGGUGAUGGGAAGGUUGGCGUUAGAGUACACGCGGUGAACAAUGGAGUUUUCGUGUGCCUCGUGAGUCAAAAUUCUCCAGCGUCGAUGGCCGGAUUACGUUUCGGCGAUCAAAUUUUAAGCAUCAAUGACGAAUGCGUUGCUGGAUACUCCAUGGAGCAAGUGCACAAACUCUUCCGUAACGCGAACGUCAACGGGAUCAGAGUCAUUGUGCGUGAUAGACCAUUCGAGCGUACCGUAACAAUGCACAAAGACAGCACGGGUUACAUCGGCUUUCAAUUUAAGAACGGAAAAAUCAUUGCUCUGGUGAAAGAUUCGUCGGCCACGCGAAAUGGACUUCUAACCGAUCAUCAGAUACUUGAGAUUAAUGGAAAGAACGUAAUCGGGAUGAAGGAUAAAGAUGUCACGGCGGAGAUCGAGAAAGGUGGAGACAUCAUCACCGUAACGAUAAUUCCAUCGUACAUUUAUGAUCAUAUGGUGAAAAAGAUGUCCAACAGUUUGUUGAAGAGUUUGAUGGAUCACUCAGCGCUGGAUCUUUAAGUGGAAGUGAAUUGCCAGUUUCUCGUACGCCAUACAGCCAACUGCCAAAUUGGGCACGUGCAUUAUAUUCUCCGUAGCUUCGUAAAGAGUAACGAAUACGCUACAUAUCGUAUGCCGUAAGCAGCACAUUUACAAGAUGCCAAUAUUCCCAUAGCAAGCGUAUAUGUGAUACCCGUUUAGAAAUAGCCUAUAUUACGUGUCGGAAUGCAUAUUUUGACACUAACUGGCUAAAAAUUAUGAAAAGAUAUUUAUCAGAGAUUAUUUUUUUAUACAGAAACACGUCUAAACUCUCGCCAAAAAGUAUACAGAUUUAAAUAUUUAGCUCCGGACGCAAGGAGAAAGUUUCUAACUGCAUUAAUCUUAAUAGCGUGGACAAUUAUACUUGCACUAUAAGAUGACGCGAAUUCUCUAUUUCACAAGUUUUUUAAAUUCGAAUCUUUAUUUAGAACAGAGUCAUUUGUAAUUGUAUUGUUAAUGUGUUUUAUUAUAUAUAAUGUAAACUCUUAAUUAUUGAAUUAGAAAAAAAUUGAAUUAUUUUCUGAUUAUUGCCGUUUGAAUUUUUAUUCUUUGUAAAAUCUAGUAAUUAAAGUGCUUUCUUUCUGUAAAGCCACUAGACAAAUAAUUAUGUUUUAUCACUUUUCGAAUAUUUUCUAUGAUAAAUUAUCCGUUUUAUAUAGAAGAAACAAGAUUAUUUAUGAUUUCCUGUUUGCCAUAGUUGUCACAAUGAUAGGACCACGAUAGCAUAUAAAAAUACAAGAAAUAAAAUAUAAAGCAAUUACUCCUCAAAUCUUUUCCGUGUACUAUUUUUAUUUGUUAAUGAUAUUUUGAUAAAAAAUAAUUGAUGUAUAUCUUUAUUAGUAUAAGUCUUUCUUCUUUGGUAGUUUAGAAAAGUAGAUUAGUAUUUCACUUUUUAAAUUAACUCGUAUAAUAUUUUAUAAACAACUUCCUCGCUAGCCUUAGAAACUGUCGAAUGACUAUUUCUUUUUAGCGCUAUAAAAACUACGUGAAAAGAUAUUGAAAAGAUUUAAAAUAUACAUGUUUUUAUAUUUAAAGGACGAAAGAGAAUUUGAAUGAAUUAUUUAAUCGUAAAUGAUACUUCGCUAUAUGCAUUUAGAAAACGUAUGCGGAACAACUUACAUUAGUGCCAAUGUUACUUUACAUAUAAAUAUAAAAUAUAUAACUAUGUAUUAAAAUUGAUUAAAUAAAUGAUUAAGGAAAAA